Molecule: messenger RNA, 846 nt
Organism: Spinacia oleracea (spinach)
Lineage: Eukaryota; Viridiplantae; Streptophyta; Magnoliopsida; Caryophyllales; Amaranthaceae
Product: protein FAR1-RELATED SEQUENCE 6-like
Exons: 2
Coding region: 1-846 (281 amino acids)
Biological process (GO): regulation of DNA-templated transcription
Molecular function (GO): zinc ion binding
Source: RefSeq, a predicted model, not a curated record
AUGGAAAGUAGGGCCAAUGAUGAAAAAGCUGCUGAUGUGAACUGCUGUCGUUUUACUCGGUCUUUGGUUGGAGAGUUUGCUGUGGAGAGGAAGUUCCAGAAACUAUAUACGGAUGCGAAGUUCGUUGAAGUCCAGAUCCAAUGUAUGCGGGUAUGUUACGUAACACCUAUUACUUCGAAAGUAGUUUCUGAUGUGGAGGUUGAGCAUACGGUGUCUGACAAAGUAUGGGUAUGGUCCAAGUUCUUGAGAAAGGAAAUAUCUUUGGCAGGCCGGAAGCGUAUAUACGUCGUGAUGUUCAACAAGGAGACCUCAUUUGCAAAGUGUGACUGCAAACAUUUCGAGUGCCACGGCAUUAUGUGUAGGCACAUCAUUAAGGUGUUGGACAUGGAGGAUGUGGAAAAUGUGCCUGCUGGAUAUAUAGUUGACCGAUGGAGGAAAGAUAUACAACGCAAGCACACUCUUGUGAAGGUUGCUUAUCACGAUCCCGAGAAAACAGAAGAAGUUAAGCGCUAUGACCGGAUUAUGAAUGCGGUGGAACCUGCUGCCCUCCGUGGAUCACUUUCCAAGCAGAAGCUGGAUUUGGUCAUAGAAGGUAUUAUGAAUAUUGUGUUACGUCUUGAUGAGAGUGAUGCUCUUUCAGCAGUUGGUGAUAACGAAGCUGGUGCACUGACUUCCGGGGGGAACAGGAUGGCGAUUGUUGGUCCUACGACACCAGGCUCCGUUAACAAACCUCCAAACAGCGUUGGGGAUGAUACUACCACACUUACCCCCCCUGUUAUGGUUAAAGAUCCUGUUCCACGCGGUGAGAAUAAAAACCCCGCAAGGAAGCAAGUCAGGAAAAACUAG